Molecule: messenger RNA, 387 nt
Organism: Symbiodinium necroappetens
Lineage: Eukaryota; Dinophyceae; Suessiales; Symbiodiniaceae
Source: the annotation of a GenBank genome assembly
GUUUGGAACAUCCUGCACCGCUUGGACGAGAAGAGCCCAUUAUACGGCCUCGAUGAGCACAACUUUGCGGACAAAUUCCUCGCCUUUGUAGUGCAAAUUGAAGGCACGGAUCAGACCUACAUGCAGAAGGUUUUUGCUAACAAAUGCUACUACCCCACCGACUUCCGCUUCAACGAGUCCUUCGAGGAUAUCAUGACGAUGGGCACCAACACCAUCACGGUUGACUUGAAGGGGCUCAGCACCACUCGAAAGGUUGCCGAUCGCUCCAAGCGAUUGAGCUUCCUCAGGGCCAACACAUUCUCACUUGAUGAGGCACAGAAGAUCGCAGCCUUGCAAGCGCAGAAAGAUGAAGCGGACGAGGCCAAGGAAGACGAGGACAGGGGUUGA